Molecule: messenger RNA, 1089 nt
Organism: Paramecium sonneborni
Lineage: Eukaryota; Ciliophora; Oligohymenophorea; Peniculida; Parameciidae
Source: the annotation of a GenBank genome assembly
AAAAUAUUGAGGCAAUAUUAUUUAUUUAAUGGAUUUACUUAAUCUUGUUUAAUUGGCGAUAGAUAUAUCAUUAGCGAGAGAUAAUUAUUGUGAAGAAAUUAAAAAAUUACGAAUUAAUUUAGAAGUUUUCUGUCAUACAUUAAAAUAACUAGAUGAUUCUAAUUGUCCUAAUCAAUUUUUGAAAGAAGCAGAAUAAGAAAUAUAAAAGACAUAUGAUUGGCUUAAGAAUUUACCUCAAGAAGUGAGCAUGUAAUUAAUGAUAAAUUUAUAUAUAAUUAGAUUAGAUAGUGUUAAAUUUUAGAUUCCUUACAAUAAUAAAGUAGAAUAAAUUAAAGAGAAAUGUAAUUCUAUUCAAUAAUUGAUUACAUUAUCAACAGCUUUAAAUGUAAUUAAAUAAUCUAAUCCAUAAAUAUAAUUGAUUCCUAAACCGCCUUCAAAUAUUCAAGCCACUUUAACUUAAAUCGAUGAUAUAUGUAUUAAUGAGAAAUCAGACAAAUAUAUAUUAUUAUAACUUAUAUCUGAUGAACACACUAAAAAUAUGUUUAGAAAACAUGGAGUAAAUUUACAAAAUAAACAUGCUAUACAUUUCAAAGAUAAUUAAAAUGAAAUUGUUCUAUGUAAAAUAUCAAGAUAAGAUUAUUCUUUACUUAAAGAUGAUAUAUAAUAAAUCAACACUAUUUCAUAAGAUCAUGCAUCUAUUUUAUGUAAAAAGAUUGAUUAAAAUAAUAAAUAACCAGAAACAAUUAAAUAGGAUGAUAAUAAUGAAUAAUAAGAGUAAAAUUAAUAUAUAUAUAUUAUGUUAGUGUAUUUUAUUCUUUAGAUGACAAUCUUAAGGAGAUAUCUAAAAAUAUUAUUGAUUAAAUAUAAUAUGAAUUUUAUUUGAAAAUAACAGGUCGUUUAGGAGUAUUUUUAUAUAGAAAAAAAGAAAAUAUUAAAGAAUGUGACAAAUUCAUUUAACCUGAUACUUGGGCAAACAGAAUUUAAAAUACAACAAUAAAAUUAGAAGAGAAUGAUAAAUUUGCUAUUCUAAUGAAGAAACCAGAUUACAAAGUUCCAUUGAUUGCUUAUUCAAUAAGUUAUAAUAUAUGA